This is a messenger RNA of Oldenlandia corymbosa var. corymbosa, 4854 nucleotides long. Lineage: Eukaryota; Viridiplantae; Streptophyta; Magnoliopsida; Gentianales; Rubiaceae. The record is from the annotation of a GenBank genome assembly.
AUCUCUUCCUCCUCACCUUUUCUAUUUUCCAUAAAUUCUCUCUCUUUUUUCUCAACACCCACUUUUUUUUUAAUAUUUAUAUAUAUGUAUAAUCCUCUCUCUCUCUCUAAUAGGACAACCAAAACACUCUGCAUGCUCCCCCUUUCUUUUGCCACCUCAAAAAAACAUUUUAAAAACUAAAAAACCCCCUUUUUAAUUUUAUCUCUUUUUUAACCUUCACUUGGCUUUUUCUGGUGUUCUUCUUUGAAGGCACAAAAAAAGUGGUUUUAUACUCCCAUUUUCAUCAUCAUCCCACAUCCUUGUUUCUUUUCUCUCUCACGCACUCACACACUGAAUUUUCUAAACAAAAAAUUGGAGAAGGAAAAAAAGAAAAGUAAAAACGCCCAAUAAUAAUAAACGCUUGAUUUAUGAUGGAUGUCAUCUCUCUCUUUCUCUCUCUCACUGUAUUUAUUCGUAUUUUUUUGGUUAUUUUUUAAGUUUUGUGUGGAUUUUCUUUACCUUUCAUUAUUAUGUAGGCUAGGAGGAGAGAGUUGAUAUUUUCCUUUCCGGCCUAUUCAAUGCUGAAAGAGACGGUGAGUUGAGCUGUUGUGUGUAUAGUAUAUGUCUUCAUUGCUUUUAUCAUCAUCAUCAUUCAUCUCCUUCAACCCAAACAAAAAAACAUCAAAACAGAACAUAAAAACUCUCUGUAUUUUUUAGAGAUAGAGAGAGAGAAAAUCAGGGAAAUGAGAAGGAAGGAGAAAGGUAUAUCUGUCUCUGUGUGUGUGUGUGAAUUGAAUUGAGGAGGAAGAGUGUGAUCUUUCCCUUUCGCGUUGAAAUUCCAAUAUAGCCUUUUUUUGUUGUGGAACUCUUGUAAAGUUGAAGGGGGCACCACACUUCCAUAUACAUAGAUCCUUUUUAGCUUAAGCUAAAAUCAAAGAAGCCGGAACCCAGAGAGCUUUCUGUAUCAUUCAUUCUUUAUUGAAAGAAUUUUUUUCUUUUGGGGGGAGUUUUAUUCGAUUGAAUUGAAUUUCUACCCUGGGAUACUGUAUCGGAGACCGUUGGAACAUUGAUCAUUCUGAUAAGAUUGUUUGUGAUCUCCCCAGCUCAGCUUGAGCUAGCUCCAGAUUGGUUUUUUUGGAAUUUUGUUUUUUUUUCUAGUUCGUGAGUAGGAUUUUGUGGUUGUUUCCAAGUGUAAAUUUGUUGGAGUAUGAGGGCAGGGUUGAGUACUAUUCAACAGACCCUGACCCCGGAAGCUGCCAGCGUCCUUAACCACUCCAUAGCGGAAGCCGGCCGGAGAAAUCACGGCCAAACAACUCCGCUCCAUGUGGCGGCGACCCUUUUGGCUUCCCCAUCUGGGUAUCUCAGACAAGCAUGUAUUCGUUCUCAUCCUAAUUCCUCCCACCCGCUUCAGUGCCGGGCUUUGGAGCUCUGUUUCAGCGUGGCAUUAGAGCGGCUUCCGACUGCUCAGAACAUGGCUCCCGGGAUGGAGCCACCCAUUUCUAAUGCUUUGAUGGCGGCUCUUAAGCGGGCUCAAGCGCAUCAGAGGAGGGGUUGUCCUGAGCAGCAGCAGCAACCGUUGUUGGCCGUUAAGGUGGAGCUGGAACAAUUGAUAAUCUCAAUCUUGGAUGACCCAAGUGUUAGUCGGGUGAUGAGGGAGGCGAGUUUUUCAAGCCCGGCUGUAAAAGCCACUAUUGAACAAUCCUUGAAUUCGAGUUCGAAUACCAGUUCGAAUGCUAUCCCUCAUGGGAAUGUUAAUUUGGGGACAUUCGGAGGAAUCUCCGGUCCAAGGUUGCUCACACCUCCAACUUCUAUUCCGGUUCCUACCCCAAAUUUGGCUCCAGUUAUGACUAUGCCUAAUCGGAAUAUGUACUUGAAUCGCCGCCUCAUGGAGGGUGGGUCUGGCCAAUUGGGUAGUCAGCGGAAUGAAGAGGUGAAGAAAGUUGUGGAUAUUUUGAUGAGGACUAAGAAAAGGAAUCCUAUUUUGGUUGGUGAGGCCGAGCCAGAGGCCGUUGUCAAGGAGCUUGUACAGAAAAUUGAGAAAGGGGAAUUGGGUAAUGACGGGCUAUUCAAGAAUGUUGCAGUGGUUUCAGUUGAGAAAGAGCUCGGUUCUGAUAAGAAUCAAAUGGUGGAGAAAAUCAAGGAACUCGAAGCUUUGGUGGAGAGUAGGAUGAGCGGAAACGGAAGUGGUGGGGUGAUUCUUGAUUUGGGGGAUUUGAAAUGGCUUGUCGAGCAGCCUGGGAAUUUUGGAGGUUCCGGUGGCGGUCAGCAGCAGCAGCAGGUUGUUUCAGAGGCAGGGAAGGUAGCCGUGGCGGAAAUGGGGAAAUUGUUGUCAAGCUUUGGUGAGAACGGUAUCCGCGGUAAGUGUUGGUUGAUUGGAACUGCAACCUGUGAGACAUAUUUAAGGUGUCAAGUUUAUCAUCCUACAAUGGAAACCGAUUGGGAUCUUCAGGCUGUUCCGAUCACUUCUAGAUCCCCCAUGCCAGGAAUGUUUUCAAGGCCUGGAGCUGAAAGAAUUUUGGGUAAUUCCACGGAUCCUCUAAAUUCAUUGAAGAAGAUGCCACUAUUGAAUCCGGCUUUGUCAAGGGCAGCCAGUGAGAAAGUUGAUCCUGCGCGAAAAAUCUCCUGUUGUCCACAGUGUUUGGAGAAAUAUGAGCAAGAGCUGACCCUUAUGAGGAAAGAGUUAGAAAAUUCAUCCCCUGAUAAGAAGUCGGAACCAGCCCCAGCUCAGACUUCUCUUCCGCAGUGGCUGCAGAAUGCCAAACUUGGCAACGGAGCUGUAAAAUUGACAGAUAUGUCUCAGAAGGAUCCAGAAUUGCUUGCGAAGCAGAAAACUCAAGCAUUACAAAGGAAAUGGAACGAUACAUGUUUGCGGCUGCAUCCUAGCUUCCAUCAAAGUGUUAAUCCAGAGAGAUCUUCUCCAGCAUUGCCAACUAUGAGCUUGUGCAAUCCAAAACUACUUCUACAUCAACCCAUUCCAUCGAAAUUGCCAACUACACGGAUACUUGGCAAUACUCUGCAAUUGACUCAGAAUGAAGGGGCCGUCCAACCUUUAGAUCGUGUUUCUGCACCGAACCAGUCAAUCAUCCCGCCUCUGGGUGGUCGCAGUACUCCUACUGAAGUGGUCAUUCAACCAAAGGACCGUGCUGGCACUCCUCCUCGAAGCCCCGUGAGAACAGAACUUGCUCUUGGCCGUAAAGCCAAUGAAACAACUCCUGAAAAGGCCACUGAAACUGGAGAAGAGCAAGUAAAAGACUUGUUAAGUCGCCUUUGCUCUGCACCUCAGAUGAAGCUGGUUGAGAAAUUUGCUAGUGCAUUAGAUGCUGAUUCUUUCAAAAAGCUUUUAAAAGGUCUGAUGGAAAAAGCUUGGUGGCAGCAAGAAGCAGCCUCUGCAGUGGCCUCAGCUGUUACACGUUGUCGAUUAGGGAAUGGUAAACAGCGGGGUGGUGCAUCUAAGGGUGAUGUGUGGUUGUUAUUUACUGGUCCUGAUCGGAUUGCAAAGAGGAAGAUGGCAUCUGUCCUCUCUGAGCAAAUGUCUGGUGUUAAUCCAAUUAUGAUACCUCUUGGUUCACGACGUGAUGAUGCAGGCCGAAAUACAAUUUUCCGGGGUAAGACAGCACUGGAUCGGAUCGUGGAAGCUGUUAGAAUGAAUCCCUUUUCAGUCAUUGUGUUGGAAGAUGUUGAUGAAGCAGAUAUGUUGAUGCGUGGCAACAUCAAGCGUGCGAUGGAAAGGGGUAGGAUUACUGAUUCUCAUGGUCGUGAAAUUAGUCUCGGCAAUGUCAUAUUUAUUUUAACGGGCAAUUGGUCAUCGAUAAGUAAUGCUGAAGCUUCCGUAGAUGAAAAGAAGUUUGCUUCCUUAGCGAGUGGUAAUUGGCAGUUGAAGUUAAGGAUGAGUGAAAAGAAUGCCAAACGAAGAAUAAGUUGGUUGCAGGAUGCUGAUAGACCAACAAGGCCAAGAAUUCAAGCCAGUUCCGGCCUAUCUUUUGACCUUAAUUUAGCAGCAGAUGGUGAAGAUGAUAGAACAGAUGGAUCCCACAAUUCGAGCGACCUCACCGUAGAUCACGAAGACGAGCAUGGCCUUGAAACUGGGCAAUUUACAACCUCAGUGCCUCAUGAGCUUUUCAAUUUAGCUGAUGAUGCUAUAGUAUUCAAGCCUGUGAGCUUGGCCUUUGUUCGUAGCGAGAUCAAGAAAACCAUUGCUACCAAGUUCUCCAUCGUUUUAGAUGACAGGGCCUCCAUUCAAGUAGAUGAAGAGGCCGUAGAGAGGAUCGUAGGAGGGCUAUGGCAUGGUCGGUCUGGCUUAGGAGAGUGGGUAGAGAAAGCUCUAACGCCGAGCUUUGAACAGCUCAGUUCCCGGCUACCAUCGACGAUGACUGCAUCGAAAGUAGCUCAUCUUCAGCUUGAACUGGAUUCAACUUUGGAUAACAAAGCUGGUGGAGAGUUGCUGCCCAGUAGUGUUGCAGUAAUGGUAGAUGGAGUAUAAAAAAGUAUGGGGAUGCCAUUAGUAAUCCUUCGUUUUUCAGCGGGUGAAGGUGUAAAUAUGUGAAAAUGUUUUAGGGUUGGGGGUAAAGAGAAGAAAGAAAAAUUAGAAAGAAAGAGAAAUCCAUGGAUAGAGUGAGACCUUGGCUGAUAGAUUCAACAAAAAUCUUGAACCAGUCUCAUCUUUUUUUUUUUUGGUUAUAUUAUAUUUGUUUAAUUCCCUUUGCCUACAUGUUAUAUUAAAUUUUGACCUAAUAUAUGUAAUGUAUAUUUAAUCAUUUAUUCCUAUGAAUAUAUGAAGAACAAUGAAUAAAAGAACAAGGAAUUAUGUGUUCCCUUGUUAACUCCAUUUCUUUCUCUGUGAAUGGAAAAAAGAAACAGCUUAGUGGAUAAGUUAAA